UGGAAGUCUCAAGUCGCGACCGCGGCAAAAUCAACAGAAAACAUCUGAUCAGGGAGUGCUAACAACGCGCUAACUUCUCUUGCCACACGGGCAACGAGCAUAGAACGAAUCCUGUGACCUUCCAUGAACUUUGACUCGUCUUAAGCCUGUUAUGUUAUCAUCUUCCCACACGUCAGAAGUUACGACUUUCGCUUGCCAAACUCUAGAACAAAGUUCUCCUAGGUGUAUUUUUGAUCUCCUUAUUGAGCCAUCAUCUAAUUUUUGAAGCAUCCACAAAAAACAGACCAGUGCCAUGUCGAUCGUUGCUGAAAUUUUAUCUUCAAGAGGAAAAUUAGAGUUUGAUGAUGUCAGUGCUAAGCUGUUGGCUGUGCAAGAUGCGGUGGACGCUUCCGUGGAGCAAGCCAAGUCGUUUUUGUCCAGCAAGCAAAAGCAGUUCCGCCUCCAGCAGGAAAAAAACAGUCGAACUCUGCUUGAUCUUCAAAAAUUGUCCAAAACUAUGGAAAGCUUGAAGGUUCGAAUCGAGACCCAGACCAAGGCUGACAUUCAGAACACUAGCAGAGAGCUGAAAACGUUGUCAGAUGGGCUGAGGAAGGCCAGUUUCAAGGCAAACUGCAUGGUAGAGCUGCAGGAGCUGGAGCAGAGUCUGAAGAAUGUGCAGCAUCUGUCAAAGUCGCAAUCGUUCUACUCAGCUGCUGAAAUCAGCAUGAAGAUGUUGCAAGUGGCCAAGGUGCAGAAAGAGAUUGAACCAGAGGUGAUGAAGGCUGUGAAGACCGAGGCCAUCAUCGCGCACCAGCAGCUACUCCAUGAACUGGACAGCGUCUGGAAAGAGUCACUGGUCUGCCAGCAUGACGAGGACGGCCUGAUUCUGGUCAAGGUGGUGCCGCAGCCUCUGCCUGAGUUGGUCUCCGCCUUGCAACUCACCGGCAACCUCUACAAUUUGCAAACUUUCGCCAACAGGCUGAUCGACUUGCCUAUCAGUGCUGCCAUGAAGAAGACGAUUAAUUAUGAAGUCGAACAAGGGCAGGUGACUAUGACAGUCGAAAACGACAACCUGCCAGCCGUGGUUGACGUGUUAGAUCGCCUAGCCAUGAUUUUUGAAGUGCUCAAUGUUCCCAUUAACAAAGAAGAGGAAUCUCUGCUCAAACCCCUGGGCGCCGAAAUCAGCGAUCAAUUUUGCAGCAUGUUCAUAGAGGAGGUUCUCCGUAAAUCUGUUCCUGCCACCGCUGAAGAGAGGACCAACUUUGUGCUGCACGUUAGUCAAAAAAUCGAGGACAUGCACAGUUUCCUGCUGUCGGCUGGCUUCCUUAACGAGAGUCAAAAGGCCAUUAUGGAUUACGUGCAGAACAUCGAUUUGCAUUUCAUUAAUAAAUCGUGCGAGCGGUACUUGAAUAAGACAAGAGAGAUUAUCUACAAAGAUUUGCACAAUACCUUUGAGUUAGCUGUUGAGGAGAGCAAAGCGCCUGAGGUAGUUGAUGAGGACCAAUCGUUUAGUAGUUUGAGCAGUAACACCACAAAAUUCCCUAAAUGUGCUAUCAGCAUGUCGGCAAGGGAGUUGCUGGAGCUGGUGCAAGAGAUUCUCAACGAAUCCUCUGCCAGCAGCGGAAUGAAAGCUGAGCGUCUUUACCUCACAGCUAGAAACGCGCUGGAAAUGUACUGCAAUCUGGCGCCCAUCCACCACAAGAAAUACCUCGACAGCCUUCCUCAGCAAGCAGCCAUUUUUCACAACAACUGCAUGUACCUGGCGCACCAGCUGAUUUUACUGGGUCCGCACUUCAGCACCAUUCUCUCUCGAACGUUGCAACUCCAAUCCAUCACCUUCUUCGACAUCGUCGUCAAACUGCGUAAGACGGCAUGCCAGGUGUUCCUCGCACAGAUGCAGGCGCAGAAGAAGCAGCUGGUGGAGCUGUUGCGAGAGUCAGAGAUCACGCAAAUCGGCGAAAGCGACAAUCUACCCGUGAAGACCGAGAAGUGCGUCCGACAGUGCCUGCGGCAAAUGGAGGUGCUCCAACACGUCUGCCAGCCUGUGCUGCCGGAAGAGAUCUACAACAAGGCUGUCGGAGCACUGAUCAAUAGUCUUGUCGAGGAGAUGAUCGUUCGCGUUUGUUCGGUUGAGGAUAUUCCAGCCAACGCCGCCUCGGACCUUGUCAUGGUCUGCAGUCUCGUCAUUGACAAAGCCCCUCGAAUGCUCACUGACUGUAACAAAAUCCACCAAUAUGUGAAACGAUGGAGAGCUUUCGAAGAGUUGUUGCAUGUGCUGGGAGGGAAUCUGGCGACGAUCGAGGCGCGGUGGGCGCACAAAAACGGGCCGCUGGCGCAGGAGUUUUCGGCAGGACAAGUCAAGCAGCUCAUUAAGGCACUAUUCCAGAACACAGCUAGGCGAGCGGCAGUGCUAGCCAACAUUGAGUGAUGAGUUUUUGUGAGUGGGCCAGGUAAUCAUCACACUAUUUGUUCUAAAAUCAUUUUGGAUAUCUAAGUACAAAAUGAUGGUGCGGAUUUGGUGUCUCUGGAACUGAAAUGCAAGGAGGAUUUAAAUUUGUUAUCAUGCAUUUUCACACUGCAAAAUAUUUUGUAAAAAAACAUUCUUAAAAAUAAAUCUGCCUCAGGAAAAAACUGGGAUCUAUCUGCAUACAA
Molecule: messenger RNA, 2631 nt
Organism: Cloeon dipterum
Lineage: Eukaryota; Metazoa; Arthropoda; Insecta; Ephemeroptera; Baetidae
Gene: Zw10
Product: Zeste-white 10
Exons: 9
Coding region: 293-2407 (704 amino acids)
Biological process (GO): mitotic spindle assembly checkpoint signaling; endoplasmic reticulum to Golgi vesicle-mediated transport
Cellular component (GO): RZZ complex
Source: RefSeq, a predicted model, not a curated record